This is a messenger RNA of Mus musculus (house mouse), 1031 nucleotides long. It is a transcript of the gene Mrpl55, whose product is annotated as mitochondrial ribosomal protein L55. Gene Ontology annotation, molecular function: structural constituent of ribosome. The coding region runs from base 296 to 700 and encodes 134 amino acids. Gene Ontology annotation, cellular component: mitochondrial large ribosomal subunit; mitochondrion. The transcript is spliced from 4 exons. The record is from RefSeq and is marked validated. Lineage: Eukaryota; Metazoa; Chordata; Mammalia; Rodentia; Muridae.
GGCGUCAUCACCGCGCGCCGCGGGCGCCUUCAGGACAUCUGGGUUAUGGUGAAGGAUUAUCAUCUACAGUGACGGGACGGGUUCCCUGUGUGGCCCUGCGUGGCUCGGCCUCAGUUUCCCACCUAUCGAGUAAAGUUCUGCACGGCGGGUCUACGAGGUCUCUCCCACGCUAAGGUAGCGGCUGCAGGUUGGCGUUUCUUGGGUGCCGGCAGCAACCGGCCCCAACACUGAGGGCAGGGCCUACGUCGGGGCCAGUGACUGUUUCCUCCUGCCAUCAAAGUGCUAAGAAAAAACAAUGCCUUUGGCCAUUCUGCUUAGUGCCUGCACGUCUGUCCGUAGCCUGCUGAGGCAUUGUGGUGUGAGAGCAGCCUUACCUACACCCCGCCACCUACACACAUCCCCUUGGAGAGCUGACUGCAGCAGGGCUUCACUCACUCGACUGCGCCGCCAAGCCUAUGCUCGCCUCUACCCUGUGCUCUUGGUCAAGCAGGACGGCUCCACUAUCCAUAUCCGAUACCGGGAGCCACGACGCAUGCUGGCGAUGCCCCUAGACCUGGAUGCCCUGUCUCCAGAAGAGCGCAGGGCCCGGUUCCGAAAACGGGAGGCUCAGCUCCAGCAGAAGAGGGAAGAAGAGCCAGAGGUAGUGGACAGUUUUGACACUGAACGAUAUAAACAGUUUUGGACCAAGACCAAGAAAUAAGUCUGUCAGGGAGUUCCACCAGGGACAUUUUGUAAGGAUGGAGGGCAUCUAUCUAUUUACCAUACGUUCUUGAAACCAUAACCACCUGUCAUUGUCUUCUUUUGCGUGGAAGCCCAGUCCUGGAACUCAUCAUUUCUGAGAAGUAUGUGCCAAGUCAAAGCCAGAUUAAAAGCUUUGCUUUAGGGCCCAUUUAGGUCAGACUUUUGGGGUUGACUCUUUGUUUGGGUUUUGAUUUUUUGAGACAUGGUCUCACCCUGGUCAGUCUAGAACUCAAUAUGUAAACCAGGCCUGACCUCCUGAGAGCUGGGAUUAAAGGUAUCUGCCAUCAUAC